CCGGUCUGGCCAAGGCGUGGCACCAUGGUGACCGCAGGACAGGAAUCCAGCACAAGCUACAAAAGAUCAAAGGACGGCUGCCAAAGCUGUCGCCACCGGAAGAAGAAAUGUGACGAAGUGCGUCCGACAUGCAGUGGCUGUAUGAGGAAUAACCUGUCAUGCCAAUGGCCCGCGGACACCUCGCAGCCCCAACGUCAGCGGCGCCGUCGACCCUGCCAUCACAAUGGACGACUAUGGCCUCGUGGUGUCAGAAUCCCACAAUCACUCGCAGAUAGGGUCACUGUGUUUGCGGUACCGAGCCGGCGGAUGAUGUGCCGCUUGCUGGACCAUUUUACGCACUCUAGUCCGUUGUGGAUGUCUAUUGGACCGGGGCGACGAGAUAGGUUUCUACGCCAUGUGACUGAGUUUGCGUUGGAAAAUCCGUUGACGUUGAACUGCAUAUUGGCUGUGUCGGCUGCAGAUUUGGUCAAAUAUGACCUUGAAGAACCGGAGCUUGGGACGAUGGCGCUUGAGUUUUAUGGCGGCGCUAUAGCCGGGCUGAGCGCGGCGGUCAACAGGGAGCUGGUCUCUGAAUCUUCAACCGAAAAACAGGUCCCCGCAUCAGAUGAUGUUUUGCUGGCUAUCCUCUUAUUAUGUGUGCAUGAGGCACACAACUUCUCUGAUGCCAGUCGGAUAUUUCCCCAUCUCAACGCAGCAGCCAUCAUACUGCGGCAGCGGUUGUGCUUUGCUCCACAGAAUCCUGAACUGCGAACAUUCCUCCUAGAGAUAUUCUGCUACUUUUUCGCACUGAUAGCUUCUUCACACGGAUCGAGCUUGGAUAUAGCUCCAGCAGCUGGGGUAUUUGAAUCAAUUUCGGUCCAGGGUGGUAAUGUUAAGAGUCAAAGUCUACUUUUAGGACCCUCCCAGGAAUUGAUCGCUACCAUCUUUCGCGUCUCGAUGCUGACGAUGUAUUUCUCGAAAAAACCGAUGGACGAUGAGAGGCGGCUAGAGCUGACACAUAUAGAGCUACAGUUGCAGAGCUUGGAUAUGAGCGCUCCGACUACAGAUACAAAACAAAAUUACCAGGGUGAUCUGUCCCAUGACGAUCUAGUGCUGUUCGAAUUAUACCGUCUCGCCUGUCUUGUAUACGUUAGGAAGACUCUCGAUCCGCAGGCAUCACCCCGAGAUCCUUCCCUCCAGCAAAUCAUCACUUCAUUCGUCAAUGAACUGGGUUCUCUCCCGGGAGGCUCAUCUUUGAACGGUCUUUUAGUCUGGCCGUUGGUUGUCGUUGGCCUUUGUGCUGUUGUUAGUGCUCAUCAGCGCAUUAUCAUUGGGCGUUUUCGCACGAUUUAUAAAACCUGGAGAACAGACAUAAUGGUCCGGAGCAUGGAGUUUCUGCGUGACAGGUGGAAGACGUAUCGCGAGCUGGAGGGCGCAUCCGGAACAUGUGGUGGCUGUCCUGACGUGACUUUGGCCUUGUAUUUUUGUCUUCAGGACCUUCGUCUGCCAGCUGUCCUCGUUUAGCCGGAAGGACCUUCUCUACCAUUGAAUUUUACCGCAGCGUCACGGCAUUACGAAACGCCUACAGACUCCCAACUACAACGACGCCAAACUAUUGAAUGAAUCAGCAACGCUUCAUUGAUACAUUACGAGUAAAUAAUAACGCUCUUCACAACGCCAACCCAAUCUAAGUUACCGAUAUGCUCAGCCCUUGUGCCUUCAUAAGACGAAUCCAAUCCCAACUUUUCUGCUCCCCAGCAUCAUAGCACGCCCAAGAACUCCGAACCACAUUCCUGCACACCUGAACAUUCCGAAACCGACGAGCCUCCGCAAUCCUAUCUAAUUGCUCCUCCAACAGCUCUCUAUCCUGAACCUGCAC
Messenger RNA from Aspergillus glaucus CBS 516.65, 1858 nucleotides. RefSeq names its product Zn(II)2Cys6 transcription factor. The record is from RefSeq and is a predicted model, not a curated record. Gene Ontology annotation, molecular function: zinc ion binding; transcription cis-regulatory region binding; DNA-binding transcription factor activity, RNA polymerase II-specific. The transcript has 3 exons. Gene Ontology annotation, cellular component: nucleus. Gene Ontology annotation, biological process: positive regulation of transcription by RNA polymerase II. Lineage: Eukaryota; Fungi; Ascomycota; Eurotiomycetes; Eurotiales; Aspergillaceae. The coding region runs from base 25 to 1503 and encodes 492 amino acids.